Molecule: messenger RNA, 3146 nt
Organism: Macadamia integrifolia
Lineage: Eukaryota; Viridiplantae; Streptophyta; Magnoliopsida; Proteales; Proteaceae
Product: pentatricopeptide repeat-containing protein At2g46050, mitochondrial-like
Exons: 2
Coding region: 146-2197 (683 amino acids)
Biological process (GO): RNA modification
Molecular function (GO): RNA binding; protein binding
Source: RefSeq, a predicted model, not a curated record
AGCAAAUAGUGAGUGUCGAAAGUUAUCUCUGGCUGCUUUCAUUUUCCCUUCAUUUACAGCUUCUGUUUCAUUCGUUUUAAAUUUUUAUAGAAUUUGUUGGAUGGGAAACAUUAGAUGAUUAUUUUGUGGUGUAAUUCCUUGUUCCAUGCCCUGUAAAUUCAUCUCAUCUUUUAAGCUCACAGGUAAUUUCAAGCGUCACUUGUCAGCCAUCUCAUCUAAUGCUCUUGCUCGAACUCCCAGAAAUGGUGAAGAACAUGGAGAAGACACAUGUAAUAAACCCUUCACGUCUUUUCCUGUUGGAGGUCUCAGAGCUUCAUUGGCGAGCUUUGGAGCGAACCAUGCCAAUGUAUCCCACUUAAGCGUUUUGUUUUGUUCAAACGUUUUGAGAAUUUCUGCAAAAAUGGGUUUCCUUCCUGAAGGAAAACAAGUCCAUUCGCAUAUCAUUAAGUUAGGAUAUGAUCCUAGACAGUCUCUGCAAAAUCAGCUUUUGGGUAUGUAUCUGAGAUGCAAAGUGUUUGCGGAUGCGUGCAGGUUGUUCGAUGAAAUGGGUGAAAGAAAUGUUGUGUCUUGGAAUACAAUGAUAUCUGCGGCAGUUGGCUGUGGUAGAAGUUUUCAGUCAACCCACAAUCUAGGUUUGUUAUAUUUCAAGAAAAUGCUUGUAGAGAUGGUGGAGCCUAACUAUAUUACUUUUAUUGGUUUGCUCCGCAUCAGCAUUGAGCCAAAUGACAUUGAGAUUGGGAAACAGUUGCAUUGCUUUAUAAUCAAAUCAAAUUUAGAUUUGAAUUGUUUUGUUGGAAGUGCGCUUAUUGAUAUCUAUUCAAAGUGUAGUUUAGUGGAAGAUGCACAACGGGUAUUCGAUAAGAUUCUUAUUAGAGAUAUGGUCUUGUGGAAUGUGAUGGUUUCCUGCUAUGCAUAUAACAGAUUGACGAAAGAGGCCUUUGGAGUCUUUCAGCUGAUGAGGUCUGAAGGUGUAAAUGGGGAUGACUUUACUUUUAGUAGUCUUUUAAAUUCUUGUGGUGUUUUGGGCACUUGUGAAUUGGGGAGGCAGGUACAUGGUCUUAUAUUUAGGCUCUCCUUUGAUGUGGAUGUUCUUGUGGCUAGUGCACUUGUUAACAUGUAUGCAAAGAACGAAUUUAUAGUGGAUGCUCGCAGGGCUUUUGAUGGAAUGAUUACCCGCAAUGUUGUUUCUUGGACCACUAUGAUUGUGGGUUAUGGACAGAUUGGUGAUGGAAGGGAAGCUAUGAAACUUCUCAAGAAUAUGAUUCAACAAGGAUUUGUGCCAGAUGAGCUUACAUGGGCUAGCAUCCUCAGCUCAUGUGCCAGUCUGCCUGCAACCAUUGAAAUCGUCCAAGCUCAUGCCCAUGUAGUGAAGAAUGGGUUGGAGGCCUUCUCGUCAAUUGCAAAUGCCCUCAUUAACGCAUACUCCAAGUGCGGUAUUAUUACCAGUGCAUUUCAGUGUUUUAAUUCAAUUGCAGACCCAGACAUUGUUACAUGGACUUCUAUGAUUGGUGCUUGUGCAUUUCAUGGUCUUUUCACAGAAGCUAUAGAAAUUUUUGAGGAGAUGAUGGCCAAAGGUUUGAAGCUUGAUCCAAUUGCAUUCCUUGGGGUCCUCUCUGCUUGUAGCCAUGGAGGCCGAGUAGAAGAAGGACUCCACUACUUUACCUCAAUGACCAAGGACCAUGAAAUUGUGCCAGAUUCAGAACAUUAUACUUGUCUCAUUGACCUUCUUGGAAGAGCUGGUCAUCUAAGUGAAGCAUUUAAUGUGUUGACUAAAAUGCCCGUUGAACCUGGUUCAAAUGCCUUGGCAGCAUUUAUUGGAGCCUGUAAGGCCCAGGGAAACUUGGAAUUAGCAAAGUGGGCAGCAGAGCGACUUUUCCAUUUAGAGCCAAAUGAGUCUGUAAAUUAUACACUCAUGUCUAACCUCUAUGCCUCCACAGGACAUUGGGUCGAUGUGGCAAGAGUACGCAAAAUUAUGAGAGGCAGGUGUGACUAUAAAGUCCCUGGUUGUAGCUGGAUGGAAAUUUCUGGUGUGGUUCAUACAUUUGUAUCAUGUGACAGAUCUCACCCUCAAGCUUCAGAGUUGUAUGAUAUUCUGGGAACGUUGUUUAGGCUAAUGAAGGUGGAACACUAUAUGCCUGAUGUGGAUUUUCUGGUUCACCCUGUUGAAGAUGAUUCUGUAAUAAGCUUUCUUAGCUAGUUUCAGGCCUUGUUUUGACAAGCUCCAUCAGUGGUGGUUGUCUCAUGGGAUCAGCUCUGUUUUUCAUGGAGAGAUUUCUGGCUAUAUGGUUUUAUGAGGGUUUCCUUCCUCAAAUGUGUCGGGGUUAGAUCGUGGUUGCCUCUUGGAGACAUGCUCUGCUUCACGAUCAGGGUAAGAACUAAGAACUGCAAAGGCUUACAUAUUUUUUAUUUUAUUUUAUUUUAUUGGGGAAAAAUAAGCAAGACGUCAAAGUGCAGAUUCCAAGCCAAAUCCGUGUGGGACUUGGCAUAUUGAGAUUUGAAGCUCUCUCUCUCUCUCUAACCCAGGGCCCAUGCGAAUGAUAACGUUUGCUACACUGCCAUUGGUGUGGCAUGCAGAUUCCUCCCCACACUGGUGUUAUUAAUAGCUGUAAGAUGAUUUUUGUGGGUUUUCACACUAUUGUUAUUUGAAAAUUUUAAUUCUUUAUGGGCCUUCAAUCUCAACAGUACAUGUCCCUUCUUGUAGAACUUUCAUUUUGACCUAAUGGGCUUGAAUUUCUUUGAUUAAUAAAUAUUAUGCUGCACCUAACUUAGCUUCACUUGAACUCUGUGAUGGCCUGCCCUGUUUCAGAUUGCAGGCUAGAGAUUGCACGAAGACUUCCUCCUCAAUACACAACAAAGUGGAUCAGACAUAUGGUUUGCAAGUUAACCUAGAAGAACCUUCGCAAUAUUUAUUUAUUUUAUUUUUAUUUUUAUUAUUAUUAUUUAAUGUACAGAUUUUCUUAGAGACAUUCACAUUGUCUUUAUCAACAUAAGAGCUAGAAUCUAGUGGUGGAAGGGCCUAAAUGUCUAUGGCAUAUGUGUGCAGAGACAUGCGUAUAGGAGUGGUAAUUGGUGUUUUGGAGGCCUUGAGUUCAAUCUGAUGACUAACCAAAAUAUUGCAUAAAACAUCUUACCCAUGUUCAUGCGCA